Molecule: messenger RNA, 570 nt
Organism: Trichoderma harzianum CBS 226.95
Lineage: Eukaryota; Fungi; Ascomycota; Sordariomycetes; Hypocreales; Hypocreaceae
Exons: 4
Coding region: 100-432 (110 amino acids)
Biological process (GO): ubiquitin-dependent protein catabolic process
Cellular component (GO): elongin complex
Molecular function (GO): protein-macromolecule adaptor activity
Source: RefSeq, a predicted model, not a curated record
GAAAUUUGCAGUAUAAAGCUCUUUUUUCUUUUUCCACCACACGUGGAUUCUCCUUUUUUAAUUUCUUCUUCUUCCUUCUUGCUUUUGUGCAAAGUCACCAUGGAUCUCGCUCCGCCCAGCAAGUACGUGACGCUCGUUUCCGGAGACGGUUUCGAGUUUGUCGUGCUGCGUGAGGCUGCCAUGGUGAGCCCGAUCAUCAAGGGCAUGCUGGACCCGAGGAGUCAAUUCGUCGAGGCCAAGGACGCCAGAUGCGUGUUCCAAGAGAUGAGCGGAAUGGUGCUCGACAAAGUGGUCGAGUACUUCCACUACUGGUACCGUUACAGAAACAGCGAAGACGUGCCCGACAUGGACAUUCCUGUAGAGCUCUGCCUUGAGCUGUUGGCCGCGGCCGAUUACCUGGGCUUGGAUCAGGCCAACAUGAGCACGAAAUGAAUGGUGCACUGCCAUGGAUGAUCUAUGAAGAAGAAGAAGAAGAUUAUGAGACGAAAUAUGAUACCACACCGAUUACGAACUAGAAGAGGAAAGCAAUGCGCCUCGUCCCUAAUACUAAGAAUAACGAAUCACAGCAGC